Molecule: messenger RNA, 454 nt
Organism: Pipistrellus kuhlii (Kuhl's pipistrelle)
Lineage: Eukaryota; Metazoa; Chordata; Mammalia; Chiroptera; Vespertilionidae
Gene: ROMO1
Product: reactive oxygen species modulator 1
Exons: 3
Coding region: 136-375 (79 amino acids)
Biological process (GO): protein insertion into mitochondrial inner membrane; protein import into mitochondrial matrix
Cellular component (GO): TIM23 mitochondrial import inner membrane translocase complex
Source: RefSeq, a predicted model, not a curated record
CGAGCGGCUGCAGCACUUAGCUACGGACUCCCGGAAGUACUGCUCUGCGCCCCGGAAGCGAUUCCUCGGGCCACCAGCGCGCUCCGCCUUGCGUUCCGUGAGACGUGGAACUGCAAGACCGAGGCCGCGAGCGAGAUGCCGGUGACCGUGGGUCCCUAUGGACAGUCCCAGCCAAGCUGCUUCGACCGGGUGAAGAUGGGCUUUGUGAUGGGCUGCGCCGUGGGCAUGGCGGCCGGGGCACUGUUCGGCACCUUUUCCUGUCUCAGGAUUGGAAUGCGGGGUCGGGAGCUGAUGGGCGGCAUCGGGAAAACCAUGAUGCAGAGUGGCGGCACCUUUGGCACAUUCAUGGCUAUCGGAAUGGGCAUCCGAUGCUGAUCAGGGCAGUGGUUCCUCACAUCUACCCUAUCCCAUCAGCCCCAGCCCAUGUACUAUAAUAAAAACACUUUAAGUAGUC